GUCAGUUCUGACUUAGUUAAAUAUCUGCAAGGCAAGCUCAACAGCUGUAACAACAUCAGACUCGGAAAGAAGUAAGAUCCUACCUAGUAACCACGACCAUUCUACAAACAAUACAUAUUGAGCUCAUAUCAUCGACCUUAUACCUUCUUGAUCUGUUCAUUUUGAAGUUAUAGACCGUAAUCUAGAGAGGAUAAUUUUGUUUCCUGUCAUUUUGAUUGUUGCCUGAAAGUAUUUCUACCCAUCGAAAUACCAUAACUUGGGCAAAAAAUGGCUCGGCACAGGGACUCUCGCUCACCAUCGCCAACAGGAAGUCACCACUCGUCGAGACGAAGCCGGAGAGAUGAUAAUGGCAGACGCGAUCGAGAUCGAAGAGAUGAUGUUAGAGGACAGAGGCAUCGCAGUCGUUCUCGAAGUCCUGACGUGAGAACUCUUACCUUUAGACCCCGCGUUCAUCAGGUACAAAUUACUAAUGAUCCCCAGCGUCGCGAACGUGAUCGUGAUAUGCCUCGCAGAAGAGAACGUUCAGUAGGAAGAUUAAAUGAUGAUUACCAUAGAUCUGGUCGUCGAGAUAGAUCUCGAGAUCGCAGAGGCUAUGCGGAUAGGGAACGAUCACUGGAUAGGAGAAGACGCAGAAGUCGAGAACGAGAUUACCGUGAUAGGCGAGACAAUUCUUAUGAUGAUAGGGCUCGAAGACGCCGCGAGGAUUCUACUGACUCAUGGUCUCGUAGCAGAGGAGACGAAAAUCGCGGACAAACCCCCAGAUCAGAUAGUGGCGCAAAAGUUAUUGAUGUGAGUUAUCCAGAUUCUGAUCAAGACAGACCAAUUACUCAUACAGGAUCACAGGCUCCAAAAGCAUCAGCACCAGCUGCGCAAACCGAGGAACAAAAGAAAGCAGAACGUCUAGCAAAAUUAGAAGCGUGGAAGAAGAAGAUGGCCGAAGAUAAAGAGCGUAAGGAGAAAGAGCUGGCUGUGGGCGGGACUCGAAAAUUACUCGAUGAUAUAGAUCAAAAGGCCAAUGGUUCUCCUUCCCAACCCUUAUCCAAGACUCCUACAACUCCUUCGACACCUGCGAUAUCAGGCGAUCUCGCACCUCCAACAAAUUAUGCUGGGAAAUUUGAUCCAAAGGCGAUAGCUAAAAAGGCAGUGGCCAGCUCGAGCAGUGCGCAUGCUCUUGGAAGAGAUUUACCAUUAAAGGAAUUGUCUAAAACGUCCGCCACCUUAACUUCUACGGUCAGAGGAUUACAAGCUGACAAAAAGCCAACAGCUUUCAACAGCACCUCGAAAGGUAAGGCAAAAUGCUACUCCUCUAUGUAUAAUCAUUUGGCUAAUCAGUUCGAUUAUAGUAUCUGCGUUACCUAAGACAAGAGGGAACCUUAGUGUUUUCGGGCUCGGCGCGAAGGUUGCCGACAAUGAAAAGACAUAUCAGAAACGUGCUCUAGAUUUUGAUGAAGAUGAAGGAUCAAGAAAGAAACUAGAAAAGCUACCAACCCUGCCAAUGGCAAACUCCAAGGAAGAUGAUGCUGCGCUCGCUAACGGUGUUGAGGGACAAGAUGAUGACGAUGAUGCGGAACUGGAAGCUGCCGGCACGGAAGAAGAGGCCGCAGCUGCAGCCAGAGCAGCCGCAGAGAAGCGCGAAGAAAGAUUGCAAGAAGCUGAAUCUCAACCACAGACAAACGGUGAUGUCCACAUGGAAGAUGCUCCUCAAGCUGAUUCAAGCGCCAUGGAUGAAGAUGAAGAAAUUGACCCAUUGGACGCUUUUAUGGAAGAAAUGGGAGACCCUUUCUCCUUACCGAAAGCCAACACAACAUUUGUCAAGAAUAAUACCAAGAGUCAGCCACAAGAGCCGGAAGCUUUAUUCGGUGAUGAUGAUGUGGACCUAAAAGCCUUGGACGCGGACCCGGAUGAAAUCCUUGCGAUCGCAAAUAAAGCCAGAAAAAAGAAGGAUAUUCCAACCAUCAAUUAUGCAAAUUUAAAUCUUCCGCCAUUCCGCAAGAACUUUUAUACCGAACCAGCGGAGCUUGCGGAUAUGACUGAAGCUGAAAUAAACGACUUACGACUUGAGCUUGAUGGUAUUAAAGUAGCUGGUAAGGAUGUUCCCAAGCCCGUACAAAAGUGGUCUCAAUGUGGUCUUGAUGUGAAGUCCCUGGACGUUAUUACAAAACUAGGCUAUGACAAGCCCACCUCCAUUCAGAUGCAAGCUAUUCCGGCAAUAAUGUCUGGCCGAGAUGUCAUUGGAGUAGCUAAGACAGGAUCGGGUAAAACCAUCGCUUUCUUGCUCCCCAUGUUUCGUCAUAUUCGAGAUCAACGCCCAUUGAAAAACUCUGAUGGGCCUAUCGGUUUGAUCAUGACUCCAACGCGAGAAUUGGCAACACAGAUUCAUAAAGAAUGCAAGCCUUUCUUGAAGGCAAUGGGGCUCCGUGCGGUUUGCGCAUAUGGGGGUGCCAUUAUCAAAGACCAAAUUGCCGAUCUCAAAAGGGGCGCAGAAAUAAUCGUUUGCACUCCCGGAAGAAUGAUUGAAUUAUUGGCCGCCAAUUCCGGUAGAGUUACAAAUCUUCAACGUGUCACAUAUGUUGUUCUAGAUGAAGCUGACCGUAUGUUUGAUAUGGGAUUUGAGCCUCAAGUCAUGAAGGUUUUCAAUAAUAUUCGACCUAACAGACAAACUAUUCUUUUCUCAGCUACCAUGCCUCGAAUUAUGGAUGCACUAGCUAAGAAGACGCUCCAAUCACCAGUAGAAAUUGUUGUUGGUGGAAGAAGUGUUGUUGCGCCUGAAAUCACACAAAUUGUUGAAGUUCGAGAGGAGAAAGAAAAGUUUCACAGACUUUUGGAGCUUCUUGGAGAGCUCUACAAUGCUGAUGAAGAUGCUCGAACACUCAUCUUUGUUGAUCGACAAGAAAAAGCUGAUGACUUACUGAAGGACCUAAUGAGAAAAGGUUACCCAUGUAUGUCUAUCCAUGGGGGGAAGGAUCAAGUUGAUCGUGAUUCUACCAUUGAUGAUUUCAAAGCUGGCGUGGUUCCUAUUAUGAUUGCUACGUCAGUAGCUGCUAGAGGUCUUGAUGUCAAGCAGCUUAAGCUCGUUGUUAAUUUCGAUGCACCUAAUCAUCUAGAAGACUACGUUCAUAGGGCUGGACGAACUGGCAGAGCUGGUAAUACUGGUACUGCUGUCACUUUUAUAACAGAAGAGCAAGAACAAUAUUCGGUAGGUAUUGCGAAAGCCCUUGAACAAUCUGGACAAGAAGUACCAGAAAGGCUUAAUGAGAUGAGGAAGUCAUACAAAGACAAGGUCAAAAGUGGUGCUAAAAAGGAGAGUUCAGGCUUUGGUGGAAAAGGUCUGGAACGUUUUGAUGCUGAGCGCGAAGCUACUAAGGCUCGCGAGCGCAAGAUACACAAGCUUAAUGGCGAUGAUGAUGAAGAAGAAAAAGAGGAGAAAGAUGAUGACGUCCUUCUCAAGGCUGCAUCCGUGGUUCAACCCGCCUCUGCUUCUACUGCCCCACCUAAACUGCUUGGUGUGCCUAAAGGUAUUGAUCUCGAUGGAGAUAUUAAAGUCCAUCGCACCGAAACUGCAGCCAGCUCCAGCGGAUCCAAAAAUCCCCUCGAUAAAGUCACGUCGGCCAUCGACGCCAUCAACGCCCGUCUCAACAAGACAGGACAGCUCCGCUCCGGUGUCCCGAUUGAUAACAAAGGACCCGACGCAGGUGCUUUCCACGCUACGUUGGAAAUCAACGAUUUCCCACAGAAAGCUAGAUGGGCUGUUACGAAUCGCACGAAUGUGGCCAAGAUUCUGGAAGCGACGGGUACAAGUAUUACUACCAAAGGUAGUUUCUACCCGGCUGGAAAAGAGGUCCAGGCUGGUGGUGAUCCUAAAUUGUAUAUUCUGGUCGAGGGUGAUACUGAGGUCGUGGUUACGAAUGCCAUGAGGGAGUUGAUGAGGUUGUUGAAGGAGGGUACGAUGGCGGCUGCUGAUGCGGAGGGUAGGGCCCCGGCUAGUGGGAGGUAUACUGUUACUUAGGUGGGAUGGUGGGUUUCGGUGGAUGGGGAUGGGGAUGGAUGGGUGGAGGGAUUUAUAUAUGAGAAGAUAGGAAUGAAAAGGUGGC
Molecule: messenger RNA, 4091 nt
Organism: Sclerotinia trifoliorum
Lineage: Eukaryota; Fungi; Ascomycota; Leotiomycetes; Helotiales; Sclerotiniaceae
Source: the annotation of a GenBank genome assembly